Molecule: messenger RNA, 5685 nt
Organism: Dermatophagoides pteronyssinus (European house dust mite)
Lineage: Eukaryota; Metazoa; Arthropoda; Arachnida; Sarcoptiformes; Pyroglyphidae
Gene: Nup160
Product: nuclear pore complex protein Nup160
Cellular component (GO): nuclear pore
Molecular function (GO): structural constituent of nuclear pore
Source: RefSeq, a predicted model, not a curated record
GAAAAAUUGGAUGAAUUUGUUUAAUUUUUAACUUUGUAAUUAAUUCUUGUUUUUAAAAUCUUUUCAUCAUCCAAAUAGAAUUUUGCUUUCCAUCACUCACUUUAUUUGAUUGAAAUUGCCAUUUUUGCCGGCAUUUUUUUCGAAAAAAAGCUGUUGCUAUAGAUUCUCUAUCGAUCAAUCAACGGCGAAAAAAAUGAUGAAUGAUUCUUCAGCAUUGUUGCUUGAGCAACAACAUAGUUUGAAAAAUUCAAUGAACGAUCAUGAUCAAUCGAAAUUUAGCGAAAAUUUAAUUGUUAUUAAUUGUGCAAGCAACAGUACAUUACAAGAUUUAAAAAUUCCAAAAUGUUCGGGAGUAUUUACCUAUAAUGAUAGUGAUGUGCUAACAUCAGUUACAUCAAAUCGUUACAUUGUUUGGCAAACAUAUGAUGAUAUUUUGGAACUUAAUGAACAUAGUUUACAUCGUGAUUUACAUUAUAAUCAACUUAGAAUUCAAUUUAAGAAUAGUUUAAUUUUACAAAAUGGUGUUUCUAUUCAAGAAACUGCCGAUAAAAUUAUUAUAUUGGUCACGACAAUUGUUUCAGCUCAUCGAUUAAUUUUUCGUCAUCCACAUCAAUUGAAUUCAAAUCCAAAAUCAAUUGGUUCGUUAUCUUGUUUGGGACCCUCGUUAUCAUCUUCAAAUGAUUCACCUUGUUAUUCAAUUUUUUAUAAUGUCACCUGUUUCGAUGAUUCGGAUACAAGUUUUGUACAGCUGCAGAAUUCAUUUUCACAGAAUGCAAUUCUUGGUCAACCAACAAUGUUACCAUAUUUGUCUGCAUGUUCAUGGGCGAACAUCGAUGACUUGGAUGCAUUUUUUAUUUUAUCCACUACUUCUGGUUCAUUACAAAUUAUUCGUCUCCCAUCGGCUUCAAAUUCCAGUGAAUCACAAUCGGAGAUUAAAAUUCAAACAUUUGACUUGAAACAAAGCAAUCUGAUUGGUAAAUUAAUCUCCGGUUAUUUACCUUCGCUUAAUAAAUCAUUGGGGUCAUUUGCUGUUGAAUCAGCAAUUUGUUUGCUUCAAUAUAAUAUCGGUGAUGAUAAUCUAAUAUUUGCUCUUUGUCGUGAUGGCCGUAUACGAGUUAUAUCAUUGAAUCAACAAUCACUAUUACUUUGUCACAAUAUAUUCAAUCAAUCGAUGACAUUCAAUUCAAGAGAUGUAUCAUCAUCGGAUAAUAAUAGCAAGACAGCUAUUUUAUCCACACAAAAACCAAUAUCAAUGAAAUUUUGGUGGUAUGAGAAUGAAACCUAUUGGCCAAAUGUAAUUGUAUAUUGCACCGAUACUCAUUAUAAUCAAUUUUAUUUUUAUCAAAUAAUAUUGCCAAAUCAAUCAUCACAUUCACCAGGUAAAAAUCAUUCCAUUAAUCAUCAUUCAACGGCAAACUAUUCAACAAAUCAAGAACCACAUUUACGUUAUCUAUUUCAACGUUGUAUUCCUAGCCAAUAUGAUUUGAUUGAUUAUUUUGUUUGCAAUAGUCAACUAUGGGCAAUGUGGCAGCAUGAUGAACAAAUUAAUAUACAAUAUUAUUCCAUCGAUACCAAUUAUAAUGAUGAACAACCAUUCGAAUGGAUGCCCGUUGUGGCCGAUGUAAAUGCUUAUCCAGAAAUUGGUUCACGUUCACCAUUAGUUAAUCCAAGAGAAUUUUAUUUGAAUGGAAUUUUUUGGCAGGGGAAUUUUUCCUGCCAUACCAUUGCCAAAGCGAUUAACGUUUUGAAGCGUAGUAUUGGUGAUGAAAAAUGUGUUGUAAAUAAUUUGCAAAAAAUUGAUCUAUUAAUUCAAGAAGCUAUCAAACUUGUCGACAACAUAAUUCGUAAUCAAGCUGACUGUAAAUUGGAAAUGAAUGUUGAUGAAUAUAUUCAAUAUGAAGUUGAUGCAUGGAAUAAACUUUAUCAAUUUUGUUUGGAUUAUCAUGUUGCCGAAAAUGAACCCUUAUCAAUAUUUGUUGAUCAUAAAACUGGUAUCAAGGGAAUUGUUCGCAGAUCACGAUUGGAAUUUAUUGCAUCACUGUCACCAUUCGAUGAUAUGAUUAAUCAUUAUUUUUUACAUUGUAAACAAAAUAAUCGUAUUGCUCAUCAACAAAAUGGUGAUAUACAAUCGCCGUUUAAUUAUCGUUCCACACAGUCAAAUUCAAACGAUAGUUUUGAUCUAUUUUCCAUUUCAGCAUUUGAAUAUCGUUUAAAUACUUUGAUAAAACCUAUACAAGAUUCUCAUCAAUUAAAUCAAACAUCGGAUAUGUUUUCAACGAUUGAAAAUAUGAAAAGUAGUAUUCUGGCUUUAUUACAUGGUAUGUCAGCUAUUAAUGUCACAUUAAAAGAUGAAGAUCUAUUGGAUUUUGAAGCAUUUAUGCAACGGGUUUCCAGUUUUAGUACGGAAACUAAACUUUCAUUAGUCGAAAUAACGAAAAAAAUUACCGAAAAUUCUUUAUUGCCUGAAAUGUCAUCACUUUCGGACCAUUCAUUUGUACCAUUGAUUGAUGAUUUUUUUGAAAAAUGUCCACAUGUUGUUGAAGCUAUAAAAUUUUUUAUUCUGCAAUUAAGUUUUGAUUUUAUGUCGAAAAAUGAAUUGAAUGAUUAUUUAGGAUUGAAUAAUGAAAUGCAAUUACUACUCACAUCGAACAAUGAAGAUGCACAUUGCAAAAUGGAUGAAGCAUUACAAUUCGAAAUCAAACCAAUGUUUGCUAAUCUAUUAUCAAGUCAAUGUGGUUUAAAUUUUACUGUUUCAACAAUUCAACGAAUCAUUCAAGCACGUUAUAAAUUUUGUCGUGAUUUAUUCCUGCUACAAUAUAUGUUGACAAGUUUUCAUUCGAAAGUUAAAAGUGAUUAUCGUACCCGGAUUAUUCAUGAUGUACAAGCAUUCAUGAUACCGGCAACAUCGCAAGUAAUGUUUGCAUUGAAUCAUUUGAAUUGGAUAUCGGAAACACCAAUGAUAACACCAAAUAUUUGGUGGUCUGAAUCAACAUCAUGUGAUAAACUUUAUGGUGGUAUUACAUCGAUUGUUAACCUGAAUACUUCACCUUCACAAAAUUUAACUGGUUCGAAUCGUGGUUCAUCAUUUGAAAACAGUGAAUUAUUGUCAGUGUUGGAAAUGCGUGAUUUUAUCAAUUUGAAUCGUGUUGGCCUAUUGUCACAUGAAUCAAUUUUCUACGAUGCUUAUCCUCGUGCAAACAUAUUGUAUUUAUUUUGUCAAUUUAGUGGUGGUAUUUUAGCUAAACGAUUACUAAGCUAUUCACUUACCUGGGAAUAUAACCAAGGUCAAUUGGAUCAAUCUACAUUGACAGGUGAUGGUAUCUGGUCAAAUUUAUUACCCAUGUAUAUGGAUUCCAUUUGUCAAUUGGUAUGGCCUUUUUCAUCCGGACAAUUUAAAUUGGCUGAAUUCCUGUUAGGUAUUGGUCAAUAUCAUCUGGUCGAAAGAUUUGUUGAUAAAUUACAUCCAUGGUGUAAAAUGUUUGCAUAUAGUCGAUAUUUUGCUCGUGGAAUUUGCUAUCUAAUGACUGGUGAAGGUGAUAAAGCAAUUAUCAAGCUGAAACAAUCUGUUUAUGGAAUCAAUCAGGAACCAUUUUUAUUCAAAAUAUUCGCUCAACGACCAAAAUCUGUCCAACUAACUGAUAAAGAAAUUGCAUCAACUUUAGAUAAUGAUGAUAACACGAAAGAAUCGGAUUCUAUUUUACGCAAAAUUCAUUUGAAAAAACUAAAUGAUGCUAAAACAAUUCUUAAUGCUCGAACAUUGUUUCGUUAUUAUAACAAAUUAAUUCAUCUGUUUAAUCGUUAUUCAACUUAUGAUUUGGUUAUUGAACUGGCCAAUUGUGCAUUGAAAUGUUUAGGGCCGGAUUUUGAUCCAGAAUUCAAUCAACAUAGUUCAAUAUUACAUUCAAUAUUAUUUUCCUGCCAUCUUCGUUUGGGAAAUAUUGAUCAAGCUUAUAAAUCAAUGAUCGAUAAUCUGGAUCCUGAUCAAAAACAAAAUUGUCUUCGACAAUUUAUUGUAAAUCUUUGUGAAAAUGGCCAAUUAAAACAAUUAGUUAGCUAUCCAUAUAUUGAUUUGGAAGAUAAUUUUGUUUCAAUUUUGGAUUCGAAAGCUAGAUCAUCAUCUUGUCUGAUAAAUGAUGAUCAUGAAGGAAAGAUGGAAAAAUCUAUAAAUUCAUUGAAUCGUCAAAAAUCAACCAUAUUGGAAUCUGAAUCAAGUCACUCAGUGAAUUAUUUUCACAUUCUUUAUAGCUAUUUUAUCAAUACCUUCAAUUAUCGUCGUGCUGCGCAAACAAUCUAUGAUUAUUAUCGUCAAUUAAAUCAAGAAUAUAGUGGUGGUGAACAUCAAAUAUUAAAAAUUCAAGCAAAUUGUUUAUUAAUUGCUAGAAAUUGUCUUAAAUGUUUGGAUGAUUCGAAAUAUUCAUGGAUUGUUAAAAAUUCGUUGAAAAAAACUACUGACGAUACAAAACAACAAAUGAAACGUAAACGUGGAUAUUUUUCUUCGGAUGAUAAUGAUAAAAAUUGUAAUUAUAAUCAAGAUAAAACCAUCAUCGAAAUUGUUGACGAUGAAGAAUUGUUGCGUGAAUAUUUGUUGAUUGAUGCACGAUUAAAAUUAUUGGAAAGAAAUUCGAAAGAAUAUGCUAUAGCUUCAUCACCAUUAAGUCCCGAUGAAACGGUUAUUCUUUGUACGGAUGCAUCAUUAUAUGAACAAUCAUUCAAAAUAUCCGAAUUGUUUUCACUACCACUCGAACCGAUAUUCGAUGGUAUGGCAUCCAAAUAUGUUCAACUUUUGAAUGGACUUUAUAAUCGUCGAAGGAUCGAUGAUGAAACAAUGUUGGGAUUAUUGGCACAAUCUAGUGUUGUCGAUAUGGAUCCGGAAAUGAUGAUAUCACCAAAAUUAAAACUGCCAAUCGAUGAAAACAAUUUCAGUGUAGAUUUGUUUGAUAUUUUCUAUGAAAAUACUGCAUCCAAUAUUGAAUGUGAUUAUAUUUGUUAUUCAUCAUUAUCGAUAUGUGAUCGAAUGUGGUAUCUUAUAAUGUAUUAUUUAUAUCGCUAUCAACGUCAACCACAUAUAUCAACCGAUUAUUUCAAAACUGUUGCCGAAAAACUUUUAUCCAAUGGUAUUAUGAUACCUGUUUCCUUGAUGAAAAUCUAUCAGAAAUCGAAUUGCCCACAAUUACUUCGUUUGUUGAUGACUUAUAAUUUCCUAACCGAAGCUACUCAAUUGUCUAUUGAUUAUAUGAAUGCAUUUAUGGGUCAUGGUGUUGAAUAUUUUGAUCUCAAAAAUCAUUUGUAUCCAAAUUGUCCACCACUUUGUAUUCCCAUGCAUUUGUUUGAUUGUUUGGCAAAAAUUUUGGCCGAAGAAAAUGAACGAAAUCGUUACGAUACAAACAAAACCGAAACAGAAAAAUGGCAAAAAUCUUUAUAUUCAAUCAAAGCAAACAAUGAUCAAGGUGAUAAUGAUAGUGAAGCUGUUGAUGAUGAUGAUGAUAUUCGAUCAGAAACAAUUAUCGAUUAUGAUUCUCUAUUACGAAACCUGAACAAAACCAAACAAAAACUAGAGCAAACAAUCAUUUCAUGUUCAAACGUUUGAAUGCAACGCUACGGGGGAAAACUUUGAUGAAAUUUAAUGAAAUUUUCAAUUUUAAACAAAAUUUUGAUCAAUUUCCUUUUUGUUCAUAUCAUUCAUUU